GCCGGCGCCCUCAACUCGCUCGCUCGCUCGCUUGCCACCUUGCAGUCAUCUUCCUCCACUUCCUCCCUCCUUCCCUUUCCCUGCCUCAUUGAACGACCACCUGGACCACGGGUUUCUCUCCCCACAGCCCCACGCUUUCCUCGCUUGUCAGCCCAAUCGCAGCCAUCGCCUGCCUGCCAUGGCUCAGGCUCAGGGGACAGCGGCAACAAUGCUGCUGAUGAAGCUGAAUUGGUCUACCAUCGCCCUGCUCACGAUCGGCGUUUUGUUGCUGGGUGCAAAAUGCACACCGUGCACAGGCACUGCCGCUGUGAGCAACACUGCCCCACUUGCCACCCUUACGAGUGGAAAAGGGCAUGAAGCCGAUAGUGCGCGCUCCCCUGGUCUCGGCUGGUGCAGUGAGAGGACACCUUUCGUGGGCAGAGCGCCCGAGACACAAGCAGCGGCCUCAGAUGUGGUUGAUGUGGGGUGCAAGGCACACGCGGCGGCUUGCAUAGAAGCACAGGAUGCGCUGCUGGCUGCACGAGAGGCUGCCACGUCCACCGGGCACCACACCUCAUCUGAAACUGCGUCCGCGUCCACGUCAACAGCCGACAUCAGUGGCAACACCAGCCACGCGUCUCUCCCACCACCGCACCUUGUGGUAUUGGAGCGCUUCGUGCACCAGUUUUGCACCCACCACCACAACUCUGACCAUGACUACAACCACAGCCAACAGUCAAACGUGGCAACAGCCGCCACCUCUGCCCACCCUGCUGUUCGUGUGCGAACAGUCACCAACACUGCUGACACCCUUCCUCCCACACGACAACAACAACAACAACAGCAGCAGCAGCAGAAGCAGCAGAAGCAUCAGCAGCAGGAAGAAGCAAGCAUCCUUAUUCAGCCGACACCAGAUGGCGAGUUGAACAGCAAGGAUGUGCGUCAGCUGUUUCGCCAACGCCGCGCAGACACAUCAACCACAACAACAGCAGGUGCAGCGACUCAAGCCACAACGACAACGACCACCACGACAACCGCAACAACAACAACAACGACAACCACCAGCUCCACCACAGAGGACGCCUUCUUCUCCCGGCCCGUGGUGUGCGAUGUCUCGCGCAACUUCAUCUUCGACUGCACCUUCACCGUGCUCACCACGGAGCUCAUCUUCAACAUCGAGGGCGGCACAGAGCCGCUCGUGCACCCGGACGACGGCCGACGGCAGUUUGUACAGGAGCGCAUCAUCGACAUUGUGCAGCCGUCGCACGUCACAAUCUCAGGGCGCAUGCUUCCAGCCGACAUUGAGCUGAUCCUGUCGUUUCACUUCCCCAACGCCUCCAAAGUCAGCGUGCACGGCCUGCAGAGCUCAAGCCUGCACCUGUCCAUGUUCAACUCGCUGCCACCACUGCACACCAUCGACCUCAGCCACAGCGAGCUGACAGAGGUGCGGCCCACGCGCGCGGACGACGACACAGACGUGUUCGUGCACGGCCCCUCGGUCACCACGCUGGACAUGAGCGGCAACAGCCUGUCGGAGCUUGACCACGACACCAUCGCCGCCAUGCCGAACCUGCUCACCUUGCACUGGGACAACAACCACGUGCGUGAUCUCGACGACGACAUGUUCGCCGACAACCGCCGCAUCAGCACCCUCACCCUGCACAACAACCGCCUGUCGUCUGUGCACGAGCGCAUGUUUGACGAGCUGUUCAACCUGACGCACCUCGAUCUCGGAUACAACGGCAUCUCCCUGCUGGACCCACACACGUUCGCCAGCAACACCGCCCUACGCCUUCUUGCACUCGACAACAACCCGCUCACCCACUUCCCCGCGGCCCUGUUUGCGCAGCAGACACAGCUGGAGGAGCUGUAUGCGUUCAGCACGCAGCUGGAAGACCUUCCUGCGGGCCUGUUUGACAGCACCAUCAACCUGAAGACGCUGUUCCUGUACCGCUGCCGCAUCACGUCCAUUGCCAACGGCGUGCUGGAUGCCCUCACGCGUCUGCAGCACCUCAGCUUCACCCGCAACCGGCUCACCCACGUCACACCGCACAUGUUCGACGCGCUGACGCAGCUGCGGCAGCUGUUUCUCAUGGGCAACGACAUUGCAACCGUGCACGAGGCGGCAUUCACCAACCUGCAGCGCCUGGAGCUGCUUGCCCUCCACGACAACGCAAUCAGCACCCUGCACGUCAGAACGCUCGCUGCCCUCACCGCGCUGGAGUACAUUGACUUUGGCAGCAACCGCCUCAGCAGCAUCCCCCCGGCCCUGUUUGAUGGCUCGCCGCGCCUGCGCGUGCUGCUGCUGCCCGACAACAAGCUGUCUGCGUUUGAGACAGCGCGGCCGCUGAUGAGUCUUGAGGAGCUGCAGCUGCACGGCAACCCGCUCGUGGUGCAGCCAGACAUCGCACAACUGACAAACCUGCGCAUCAUUCGCAGCAACGGCCACACCAUCCCCCGCCUCAACCUCCUCCCACUGCUCACCCUGCCAUACCUGCAGACGCUCGAGAUUGCGUCAGCGCCCACCUUCCACGACGCCCAUGCAGAGCCGCUUAGCGUGUCGAGCAGCAUCGGCACGCACCUGGAGGCGCUGGACGUCACCGGUAUCGUGCUGCCCGCCACCUUCCCGCUCAAGCUGACACAGCUGCAGCUGCAGUUGAAGCGGUUCGCGGCGGGCUGGCCCGGCAUGAACACCGACAUCAUCCACCUCGAUGCGCUCUGCAAGGUGCUCGCCAACAACGUGGAGGAGUUUGCGCUCACGGGCACCGGGUACACGCACAUGGACCUGUGUGCAGACAAGACGUUUCGGGCCGUGUUUCUGCCCAACAACAUGCGCCUGGAGAGCGUGCGCAUCCACAACGCCCUGGAGCAGCUCAACCUGUUUGGGUGCCGGUCCCUGACGACGCUGCUUGUGCCGCGCGUGGAGUCAAUUGACCUCUCGUACACGAGCGUGACCUCCAUCACGCCGCUAUGUACCGACUGGGGUUCACGCAUUUUCUUCUACCGCGGCGUCAACAACCCGUUGCUGCUCGCCCAGGGACCCGAGCUGUUCGUGCGGUGCGUGGAGCAGAGCGAGGUGAUUGACCUGAGCGAGAGCGCGUGGAUGAAGCGGCUGACGCGCAUGCAGGAGAUCACCAGCCGCCCGAUUGUGCUGUCGUCGCAGCAGUUCCAGGACCCGCACCUGUACUUCCUGGAGAGCAGGGCCGACGCGCCGACGGUGACCAUGCAGAACACGCCCGUCGUUUGCCGCACGGCGUUCCGGCACGUGGUGGUGCAGCCGCGCGACGACCCCGGCAGCCACCAGACGCAGCUUGCCCUGGAGUACCGCUGCAGGUGCGCCAGCGGCUACCACCAGAGCGGCGGGCUGUGCGUGAGUAACCGCAGCAGGACCGCGCUCAUCACGGGGCUGAGCGUGUCGUUUGUGCUCGUGCUCGUCAUCACGGGCGCCGUGUUUGUGUGGCAGCGGCGCGGGCUUGCAGCGGCGCAGCGCAUCACCCGCGAGAACAAGCGCAAGCUGGCGGCAAUGGAGGGCGCGUGGGUGAUUCCCUUCAAGCAGGUGACGCUGACACGACGCAUUGACGCGGGCACGUUCGGCGAGGUGUGGCGGGCCACGUUCCGGCGCACGGGGCAGACGGUGGCGGUGAAGGUGCUGCGCCACGCCAUGAAGGAGCUCGACGACUCGACAAUCGACAAGUUUCGACAGGAGGCGCAGUUUCUGCAGCUGGCCCGCAAGUGCGAGAACAUUGUCUUCUUCCAUGGCGCAGGCACAAACCCGGACGGCUGCCCGUUCCUCGUGCUGGACUUUGUCAAGUAUGGCUCGCUGGAAGGGCUGCUUGGCACGGGCGACGCGCAGGGCGCGCCUGUGCACACAUCCCUGCGCGGCUCCCGGACGCAGAAAAGCGAGCGUGUGCAGACACUGCACUCGCUGUGGCGCCUGCACAUGUGCGGCGGUGAUGGCCUCAGCAGCAGCAGCAUGACCAAGGUUGACAUGUCGGCAAUCAUUGACGUGUCCACUGGCGACUACGACAACAUGACCGGUCGUAGUGGCGGUGGCAGUGGACUCUUCGCGACCACCAGCAGCAACAGCAUGUUUUCCACAUUGGACGGCGAUGUGAAGGAGCCGUUGCUACCAAGCGCGGUGUCGGCCUCCCCUGAUGAUGUGCGGCUGCGGCUGCAGACCAUCACCGUUGACUCGCGCUCGUCCGAUGCGGGCGGCAUGUCAUAUUGGGACCUCAAACACCGCCUCGCCCUCGACAUUGCACACGGCAUGGCCUACAUCCACAAGCUCGACCACUUUCACAGGGAUCUGAAGAGCGGCAAUGUGCUUGUCUCUGCUGAUCUUCGGGGCAAGAUCACGGACUUUGGCACAAUCCACGAGCUGACCACGGGCGGCAGCAGCGCCACAAAGGCCGCGGGGACACCGCCGUACAUGGCGCCGGAAGUGGCACGUGGCGAGCCGUACUCGGCACAGGCGGACGUGUUCAGCUUUGGGGUUGUGUUGUGGGAGCUUGCCGUGGAGAAGCAGCCCGACUUGGUGGCACAGGAGCUUGGCAGCGACAUUAACGAGCGGUAUUUGACAGCACUGCAGCGCCUCCUCAGCGACGGCAGGCGCCUGCGCUUCGACCGCUCAGACUGCGCAGGCAACUGCGUGCCAGAGUGGUUUCAGGCGCUUUCGCUGCGGUGCAUGGCGGGCGAUCCGGACGAGCGGCCCACGUUUGCUGAACUCGAAGCAGCGUUUCUCGACCACAACACCGCCGCCGCUUCCUGGCGCCUCUGCGCCCAGGCCGAUCACGAGGCGUGAGCCCGCUGCUCUCGGUGUGCUGGUGUAAAUGGUGUAUGCGAGUAUCUGUGGUGUGUCCGCUAGUGCUUCUUUGUCGUUGUGCACUUGUGUGUGUGUCUUUUGUGGUGUAGUUGCGUGUAGUUGUGUGUGAUACCCUGGAAUUGCAUGUCAUGGAAGGGUUAGCGUUGCUUUAUUCGUAGUUGGUGGAAUAUUUGACCUACAGUGCGUAGUUGAUGCUUUUGUCGGUUAUGUUGGCUGAUCUCUCUCUCUCUCUCUCUUCCCCUACUUAGCCAUUGAAGGUGUGGCGGCCUACACCUUAGUAAACGAUUCAGUGUGCUG
Molecule: messenger RNA, 5098 nt
Organism: Salpingoeca rosetta
Lineage: Eukaryota; Choanoflagellata; Craspedida; Salpingoecidae
Product: TKL protein kinase
Exons: 3
Coding region: 179-4780 (1533 amino acids)
Biological process (GO): protein phosphorylation
Cellular component (GO): extracellular matrix
Molecular function (GO): protein kinase activity; protein binding; ATP binding
Source: RefSeq, a predicted model, not a curated record